Molecule: messenger RNA, 1296 nt
Organism: Hypanus sabinus (Atlantic stingray)
Lineage: Eukaryota; Metazoa; Chordata; Chondrichthyes; Myliobatiformes; Dasyatidae
Product: gastrula zinc finger protein XlCGF8.2DB-like
Exons: 1
Coding region: 392-1201 (269 amino acids)
Biological process (GO): regulation of transcription by RNA polymerase II
Molecular function (GO): RNA polymerase II cis-regulatory region sequence-specific DNA binding; DNA-binding transcription factor activity, RNA polymerase II-specific
Source: RefSeq, a predicted model, not a curated record
AGGGAGGGGAUUCACUCACAGCCUACCCACAGACACGCCAGUGAGUUCACAGUGGGGAGAGGCCAUUCACCUGCUCUGUGUGAGGGAGGGGAACUACUCAGUCAACCAGCCUGAAGAUACAUCAGCAAGUUCACACCACAGUGAGAUGCUCCACCUAUUCUGACAGCAGGAAGCAAUUCAUUCUGUCGUCGGUGCUAAAUAUACAUCUGAAAAUUCCCCAGUGAGAAGACAGUAACCUGUUUACAUGGUGGGAAGGUAUUCACACACUAAACCAUGCCACAGUGACACCAGCAAGUUCAUAACGGGGAGAGGCCAAUCACCUGCUCUGUGUGCGAAAGGAUUCACUGAAUCAUCUCAACUGAAUGAACACCAGUGAGUUCACACUGAAAAGAUGUCGUUCACCUGCUUAGACUGUGGGAAGGGAUUCACUCGUUCAUCCACACUACAGAAAUACCAGCGAGUUCACACCGGGGAGAGGCCAUUCACUUGCUCUGAAUGUGGGAAGGGAUUCAGUGACUCAUCCAAACUUGUGAGACACUACCGAGUUCACACUGGGGAGAGGCCGUUCACUUGCUCUGAAUGUGGGAAAGGAUUUGCUCGGUCAUCUCAACUGACUGAACAUCAGCGAGUUCACACUGGGGAGAAACCGUUCAGCUGCUUUCAAUGUGGCAAGGGGUUCACCCAGUCAUCUCAUCUGAAAGUACAUCAGCGAAUUCACACUGGGGAGAAACCGUUCAGCUGCACUGAAUGUGGGAAGGGAUUCACUGAUUCAUACUCCCUUGUGAAGGACUGCCGUAUUCACACUGGGGAGAAGCCAUUCACAUGCUCUGAAUGUGGGAAGGGAUUCACUGACUCAUCCCACCUUGUGAAGCACUGCCGAAUUCACACUGGGGAGAAGCCAUUCACAUGCUCUGAAUGUGGGAAGGGAUUCACUGACUCAUCCCACCUUGUGAAGCACUGCCGAAUUCACACUGGGGAGAAGCCGUUCACGUGCUGUGAAUGUGGGAAGGGGUUCACUGCGUCAUCCAACCUGGUGAGGCACAGCCGAAUUCACACUGGGGAGAAACCGUUCACCUGCUUAGAUUGUGGAAAGGGAUUCGCUCGGUCAUCAGGUUUGAAAGUCCAUCAGCGAGUUCACACUGGGCGAUGCCAGUCACCUGUUCUGAUUGUGGGAAUGAAUUCGCUCAGACAUCUCAACUGACUGAACAUCAACUGCUCAGUGUGGGAAGGCAUUCACACACUGAUCCACACUGCAGAGACAGUGGUGGGUUCACACUGGGGUGAGUGUGAUCACCU